AAUGUGAGCCCGGGUGGCCGUGGAUGCCUGAGCAGCUGCCUGGCCCGCCCCCUAGAGCCGCGGGCAGAGACAAAGAGACCUUGUGGCCCCGCGCAGCCCGGCGCGGGCGGGCCCAGCUCCCCUCCCAGGCUGCCCGGGUGGGCGAUGGCCAGGUCCCCAAUCGUCGCUCCUCUCUGAUCUCUGUGAGAUCACCUCUCUCGCAGUCUGAUCGCCUCCAUUCCCCGCCCUGAUCCCGGAUCUCCCAUCACUCACAGCCCUCCUUCCAGUCUGCCUGUGUCUGUCUUUCUGUCUGUCCUCUUGUCCUGGCGCGCAACCUCCGGUCAUCGGCUUGGAUGGACGCAAGGAGGCUGCCCUGGUGUCCCGGGGUCUUGCUUCCGAAGUUGGUCCUGCUCUUUGUCUACGCAGGUGAUUGCCUUGCCCAGUGUGGCAAAGAGUGCAGAUCUUAUUGCUGUGAUGGGACCACACCCUACUGCUGCUCCUACUAUGCUUAUAUCGGGAAUAUCCUCUCGGGCACUGCUAUUGCCGGCAUUGUGUUUGGGAUCGUGUUCAUCAUGGGGGUCAUUGCUGGUAUUGCCAUCUGCAUCUGCAUGUGCAUGAAGAACAACCGAGGGACCAGAGUCGGGGUCAUCAGGACCACCCACAUCAACGCCAUCUCCUCCUAUCCUGUGGCUCCACCCCCAUACAGCUAUGACCACGAGAUGGAAUACUGUGCAGACCUGCCUCCUCCAUACUCACCGACCCCACAGGCUUCAGUACAGCGAUCCCCACCUCCUCCUUAUCCUGGCAACUCAAGGAAAUAAUCUUUCUCCCAGAAAAGCACGUCAGAGGUCUUUCCCAGAAUAAAAUGCCUCUCUUCCAAUCCAAAUAGGAAAGGUUUGCUUGAAAAAGCAAACAAAAAAAAAAUCUCUUUUUUGUCAGACAACAUACCAAGUGGGAUGGCCUGGCUAAGAUAUACAGAAUUUCUCUCAGACUGAGAGCUGAGCCCAUCUGGAUAGUAGGUUUGAUGGGAUUACAUUUGAAGAGAGCUGCUGAUCCACAGGCACAUAUGCCAAGAAGAAUAAUGUGAUAAACAAAAUAUCUGAGAAUCAUGUUGCCUAUGGAACAGAUGGAGGAAAUUGCAAUGUUGACCCUAGAAAAUGAAAGAACAAGAAAACAUCUGGGAUCAUAAUUACAUCAAUAUUAUUUUUUAAAAAACACAACUACAUUCUGUGUGACUUUAAACCCAUAUCUAGAAUCACCCAUCAAUAAAUACAUACAUUCACUGCUAACUACAGUUCAAGUGCCUGAGAGCCCUCUCUGUGCCUUCCACUGCUUGAAGCCCUGGAUAGAAGGCAGAAAAAGAUAGUUGUGGUUUCAGGGUAAGAAGAAACAACAAGACCUUUCAUUUGCCUAGACUGUGAAGCUUUAAAAGAAGUCUAGGUGACUAUCUGGUAGAGGCAUAUUCUAGAAGGGGUAAUUUAACCAAAUAUAUAUGUCUGGGUUCAUUGGAUCCCCAAACUUCUGUUCAUGUUGUUGGUAGAUAGUACAAACAAUAGGAAAAACUCAAUCAUCUCUACUGAAUUUGACAGUCAAAACAGAAUCAAAGGAACUCAGCAACCCAUUUGAAGUCAAGAAUGCUUCGAUGCAGGCUCAUGGCACAGAACAAUCAUCUGCCUAUGUUUAGUAUAAGAGGGGUCAAACUACAGAAGAAAAAAAAUUGUAUCAUGUUCCAGCAGCAACAAAGGCUCCACUUCAUGUUUCUGAAAAAGAGAAAAACCAAAUAUUCACAAAGGACUUAAUAUCAGGGAGUAAAAUCUCAGAGCUUGACCAUAGAGAUCUCUAGCACCUUAUUUAAAAGAGAGAAAAACUAUGUUCAGAUUCCCUUAUGUGGAAUCCCAGUCACAUGUAGUUUAGACAAAUUCCUAUUUCUCUUUGUAACCUUUUUGAUAGUAUAUUCACUUAAAAUGUUAUACAGUCCAUGAAACCUUGAGAUGUUGAUGUCAGACUGUUGUCUUUUGCCAAAAAUCAAAUUUCAGGAUGUGCCUACCUUUAGAUGUUAACGUUUUUAAUAAACAACUUUAAUGUGUCA
This is a messenger RNA of Erinaceus europaeus (western European hedgehog), 2068 nucleotides long. It is a transcript of the gene CYYR1, whose product is annotated as cysteine and tyrosine rich 1. Bases 333 to 800 code for a protein of 155 amino acids. Lineage: Eukaryota; Metazoa; Chordata; Mammalia; Eulipotyphla; Erinaceidae. The record is from RefSeq and is a predicted model, not a curated record. The transcript is spliced from 4 exons.